Molecule: messenger RNA, 436 nt
Organism: Dermatophagoides pteronyssinus (European house dust mite)
Lineage: Eukaryota; Metazoa; Arthropoda; Arachnida; Sarcoptiformes; Pyroglyphidae
Source: RefSeq, a predicted model, not a curated record
CAACCGAAAAAUCCUGAUUACGUUGAUGAUUAUGGUGAUUACAUCGACGAUGAUAAUAAUUUGAAUGGUGAUUUUGUUCAUCAACCAGGCCAUCAUUCUGUGAUCAAUCAUCCUGAUGAUCAUUUUGUUGAUGAUGACGAAGAACCACAGGGAGGACGAUGGUUAAAUUGGAGCAAUGAAGCCAUACCAAAACAAAUUCUAAAAAUUGCUGAUUUUUGGCUGCGUUAUGUUGAUGGAAUUUAUCUGAAAAAUUUAGAUAAAAUUCACAUCAACGAUGAUGAUUCUGGUGGUGAUAAUCCCAGUGGUGAUAACACCGUGUUAAUAAAACGUGAAAAAAUUUUAUUAGAAUUUUUACAACGUUUACGACGGAUAUCCGAUGGAUAUCAACAACAACAACAACAGCAAAAAUCAACGAAAAAAAUAUUGAUCUGUUCAA